Messenger RNA from Danaus chrysippus (African queen), 903 nucleotides. The record is from the annotation of a GenBank genome assembly. Lineage: Eukaryota; Metazoa; Arthropoda; Insecta; Lepidoptera; Nymphalidae.
AUGGUUCAUGUUUACCCAAAAACUUUAGAUACAAAAAUUCUGAAUGAAGUCUAUAUUAACAAAAACAGUAUUGAUGCACAAGUUGAGAAAAUUCUAAACAGGUUUCCAGUUUCUAAUCCCAUAAAUAAGGAUUGGCUGUACAGGGUUAUUUCUGUGAUAGAUUUAACAACACUUGGUGGUGAUGACACCCGUUCAAAUGUUGUCAGACUGUGCAAUAGAGCUGCCAAUCCAUUAGGAGUAGAUCAAAAUGACAUAAAAGUUAGAACAGCAGCAGUGUGUGUUUACCCUAACCGAAUAAAAGAUGCCUAUGAAACCAUUUCCAGGUUGAAUCUUAAAAAAGAUGUUCAAAUUGCAUCAGUGGCAACAGGCUUUCCUUCUGGACAAUAUCCUUUAAGCACACGCUUGCAGGAAAUUAAGUUUGCUUUAGACAAUGGAGCUACUGAGAUAGAUGUGGUAAUAGAUAGAAGCCUCGUCCUCAUGGGGGAGUGGGAAACAUUGUAUGAUGAGUUACUUCAGAUGAAGAGGGCAUGUGGUAGAGCACAUUUAAAAGUUAUCCUUGGAGUGGGAGAACUCGGUUCUUAUGAAAAUGUUUAUAAUGCUUCCAUAGUGUCAAUGAUGGCUGGAGCCGACUUUAUAAAAACAUCCACAGGGAAGGAGGCUGUGAAUGCUACUUUACCAGUGGGAUUAGUGAUGUGUCGUGCCAUAAGAAACUAUUACCUGAUGACUGGAACUAAGGUGGGAUUGAAACCCGCAGGAGGUAUCAAGACAUCCAAAGACGCUGUUAAUUGGCUCACUUUGGUUUAUAAUGAAUUAGGAGAAGAGUGGCUCUCUCCAAAACUCUUCCGUAUUGGUGCUUCCAGUCUACUUGAUGUCAUAAUCAGGGACAUACAAAAAGUUCUGUGA